Molecule: messenger RNA, 1380 nt
Organism: Moneuplotes crassus
Lineage: Eukaryota; Ciliophora; Spirotrichea; Euplotida; Euplotidae
Source: the annotation of a GenBank genome assembly
CCCAAGCUAUUAACGAAGACUAUAAAGAGAGUAGCCAUCAAACAGGCUGAACAAUGGCUACAUACGCAGACUUGCUUACUAGGCUGAAGAAUAAGGAAGACAAGGAUCUGAGGAAGCAAGCUCAGAAAAAACUACAAGGAGAGGGGGUUAAUAAGAAGAUAGGAAGUGGACCUUUUAAGGAAGAAGUUUAUAAACAAAGUAAAGCUUUGCUCUUUGAAUUAGCAAAAGAACUGGUUGUUGACAAGAAAAUGAAAGAUAAAAGGAAAGAAAUUAUUGAAGAAUAUAAGAGAAAGUUAUUUAACUAUCUUAAGCUCAAAGGCGAGUUAUAUAUGAAUGGCUUCUGUGGAGUCAAUAUUCAAAUCAUCAUAUUACAAACCUUACUCGGCCAAGGAAGCGAUGAGUUUGCUGUAAAGGCCACUGGGUUUACUAUUGAAGGAGCCUGAAUACUCUUACAAGUUAUUGGGACUAAAUUUCACAAGAGAUUCUCACAAAUUAGCAAGAAUGGAGAAAAAGAGCAUGAUAAGAAGCAAACCAAAGGAAUAAACACAGGCUAUAAAGAAAUUAUAAAAACUCUUAAGAAUCUCAAAAACGGCGAGUUUCUAAACACAAGGAUAGGAGACUUAAUUGAAGAGACGUUGAAUCAGAAAAACGAAGAGUUAUCAACUAGCAAUCAGAAGAAAGAAAGCAAGGCUGAUAUCGAAGAGAAGAAAGAAUCAUCUCAAAAAUCAGUCAGCAAAGCCUCAAAAGAAUGCCCCUCACAAUCAUUAGCAAAAAAGGAGAAAUCUGUUGCGUUUAAAUAUGAAAAUAUGGAUUCAGCUUUUCUUUUUCUAUCUUCUUCAAUUGAUCAGAGUGAAAUUCAACAAUUAGAAGCAAACACAUCUCUGAAUUUAUCAUAUAUUUCAGAUGGUGAGCUUAACUCCCUGUUUAAGGCAGUCAAUGGCAAUCUAGCUGAGUGACCAAAUGAUAUAGAAGUUGCUCUAGCGUUCUUUUGGAACACGAUUCAUGUAUCUAACCAUGAUUUUCCAAGAUUUAUCGGAUUAUUUGGUGGGUUGCUAUACUCCCUCUUUGUUGACAAAAAGAUUGCUGAUUUCCACAAAUUCAUGGCUGGAGUUGAUUAUAAAGCAGUUCAAGAAGAUCAAGGUAUUGACUCUUUUGAUGUUUACUUUAAAGUCUUUGCUACUUUCCUGUAUGUUAUCCAGCAAGAACUCGGCGAUAAGAAAUUGACUCACUGCUAUGAUGAUUUUAAAAUAAAAGAGGCUUGUCUUAAACUGAAAUCCUUCCCACAUAGCAAAGAAAUUUUCAAAGAACUGGCUGAUGAAGGCAUUCCGGAAAAGAUCAUUACCCUAAUUGAUGUUAAAAGUUAGUGGAAUAUAAUUAUGC